UUAUAGUCGAAAAACAGAGCAGCUUCCCAAAUCCGUCGCUCCUUCUGCUUCUUCUUCUUCUUCAACUAAAGGACUCUCAAGUCAAACGCCAAGAUGUCUGAGAAAAAAAUAUCUUCGAGUCGUAAGCAUCAACUGAAGAGUUUGAUGCUCUCCAUCGCCAAAGGUUUACUGGAGGAGGAAGAGAGGGAGCAAGAGAGGGAGAGGACCAGGUACAUGGCAGAGACCUGUCCUUCUGUGUCCAUGCCCAGGAGCAUGCAGGAGCUGCAGGAGCUGUGCAAAGAGAUCCACCACAAGAUCGACGUGAUCGAUGAGGAGCGGUACAACCUGGAGUUCAAAGUCACAAAAACCAACAAGGAGAUAGACGACCUUAAGAUCAAAGUUCAGGACCUGAUGGGAAAGUUCAAGAAGCCCGUCCUGAGGAAAGUGCGAAUGUCAGCCGACGCCAUGCUGAAGGCUCUGCUGGGCUCCAAACACACGGUGAACAUGGACCUCAGGGCCAACCUGAAGCAGGUCAAGAAGGAGGCCAAAGAGGAGGAUAAGGAACUGCGUGACGUUGGUGACUGGCGUAAAAACAUUGAAGACAAAUCUGGCAUGGACGGGAGGAAGAAGAUGUUUGAGGCCGAGGCUUAAAUCUGUGUCUUUUCUACUCAAACAUAUUGCAGUAUUUUUAGCCCCUGCAUUUAAAAGGAAACCAUUCAUACAGAUCAAAACUAUUUUUUGAAACACUUUGUAGACGGUAGACUCUUUGAACUAAUAAACAGCUACUGAAGAA
Messenger RNA from Labrus bergylta (ballan wrasse), 772 nucleotides. RefSeq names its product troponin I, fast skeletal muscle. Lineage: Eukaryota; Metazoa; Chordata; Actinopteri; Labriformes; Labridae. Gene Ontology annotation, biological process: cardiac muscle contraction; skeletal muscle contraction. Gene Ontology annotation, cellular component: troponin complex. The record is from RefSeq and is a predicted model, not a curated record.